This is a messenger RNA of Camelina sativa (false flax), 1663 nucleotides long. The record is from RefSeq and is a predicted model, not a curated record. NCBI's taxonomy places the organism in Eukaryota, Viridiplantae, Streptophyta, Magnoliopsida, Brassicales, Brassicaceae.
UUACUUACUUACUCUACUGUGGAUAUUUUUUUCUCUAACAGGUAAUAAAAAAAACACUUUUCUCCCUCUAGAGUCUCCUUCCAAUUCCCAUUUUCUGCUAAUUUUCUUUCACUUUCUCGUCUGAUUUUCCUGGGAAAUUAAAAAAAAAACAUCCUAAAACCCUACCUCAAACGAAUAUUUUUUUGUAAAUCUUAUAUAGAACCAUUUCGAUUUGAUUAUUAUGGCAGAUCUGUGGAUCUCAACACUCUAAUGUUUAUUAUGGAAGCUAGGAUGAGAUCUAAGCAUGAUAACAAUACCAAAGGGAUAAAGAAGAAGCUCGUUUAAAAAAAAAGAUAGUUUGGUCUCUUUUUUUACAGUCGCCGCCAUUGUUGUUCUACAGUGAGCUUGGACAGUUGACACCUGUAAUCCAAACUUCUGAUAAAGUAUGAGAGUAGCGUUUCAAUGGAGUUGGACGAAGACAUUGAGGUACAAAGACAACAACAACAAAGCAGGAAGCUACAGAGAUUUACAGACGACAACACCGGAAUGAUGAAGGAUUGGAACAAUCCAUCGUCUCGUAUCAUUAGGGUUUCACGAGCUUCAGGAGGCAAAGAUCGACACAGCAAAGUCUUGACUUCAAAAGGUUUGAGAGAUAGGAGGAUACGUCUCUCGGUAGCUACAGCUAUCCAGUUCUAUGAUCUUCAAGAUCGUCUUGGAUUUGAUCAGCCAAGCAAAGCUGUUGAGUGGCUUAUCAACGCAGCUUCUGAUUCAAUCACUGAUCUUCCUCCGAUCAACACUAACUUCGAUCUUGAGAAUCAGAACCAGACCAAAUCUGCUUGUAGUAGUGGAACAUCUGAGAGCUCGUUGUUGUCUUUGUCUAGGACAGAGAUUCGUGGGAAAGCAAGAGAGAGAGCUAGAGAGAGAACUGCUAAAGAAAGAGAUAAAGAUUUGCAGAAUGCUCAUCAAAGCUCCUUCACUCAGCUUCUCACCGGCGGCUUUGACCAACAACAACAACAGCAACAGCCGGAUAACCACCGGAAUUGGACCGGUGGUUCUGAUUGUUUCAACCCGGUUCAGUUCAUACCAAACUCAUCCUCAACAUCUCAUCAAGAGCCAACAAUGAAUCAGAAUAACCACCCUUUCUCCUUUGUACCUGAUCAAUACAACUUUGGAAUCUCUUCUUCUUCUGCCCUUAAUGGAGGUUACAGUAGUAGGGGGACCCUUCAGUCCAAUUCACAAUCUCUCUUUCUCAACAACAACAUUACUCAAAGGGCAUCGAUUUCGUCUUCCUCUUCUUCCUCUUCUCCAAUGGAUAGUCAGAGCAUUUCCUUUUUCAUGGCUACACCUCCUCCUCUUGACCACCAUAGCCACCAGCUGCCUUCUACUUUUGAUGGCCGUUUGUAUCUUUAUUACGGCGAAGGAAACAGGAACUCCGAUGAUAAAGAUAAAGAUAGGAGAUAGGAGUCAAAAUGCUUCCCUUUCAUCUCUCCACAAUCUUGGAGAGGAAGUGUAAUUUUGAGGGAAGACUAUGUUUGCGCAGCCCUGGGCAUAUAUAUAUAUAUAUGGAUCCCCCAUUGCAAUCAGAAGCAUGAUUGGUUGUAUGUUAAGACCGUGAGUAAUUGUUGUUUGUUAAGAAGAUGUAUUAUGUAUGUAUGAAUCAUAUAUAUGUUUUUAUGUGUGUUCA